AGAAUUUUUCACCCCAGGUAACCAAGUUCCACAAGAUAUGACUGGUUAUGUGCAGCAGCUAAAACAACACAUGAACGAGCUCAAAAUAUCACUUCCACGCCAGCAGGAACGAACGUCAUACAUCCCACCACAACUGACAGAUUGCACUCACGUCUUCGUCAGGAGAGAGGGUGUACAACGGCCACUUCAACCCGCUUAUGAUGGCCCAUUCAAAGUUCUAAAUAGAAAUGAUAAAGUUAUCACGAUAGAACGACUGAAUAAAGCAGAAGCCAUCAGUGUCGACAGAGUCAAACCAGCAUUCAUCGACGAUUUCGAAGCCAACAAUAAAGACCAGCUGAACGACGUGCCAACAGCUACAUCCACGCAAGCUUCAACGUCGCCAGAGAAGCCUAUGAAAACUACACGCUCUGGUAGGAGAGUUCAUUGGCCUAAACGUUAUGUACAAAUCAUCAAUAUAUAACUUAUUACGAAUUUUCAUUUUUAUUAUCUUUAUUCGUAAUUGUCAUUUAACAACUCAUUUAACUGAUUAAUAUUUUCAUAAGUAAAUCACGUCACUACUAUUUUAACAUCGAUAUUCCCUGUAUUAUUACAUUUAAUCAUAUAGCGCUUAAUAUUCACGUAUCGUUUCCGUAUACAGACUACAGAUCCCCGGCUGAUUGUAUCAUUCCUUAUAUAUUCUACCACGAUCAUCAAUCCUAUUUUUUCUUUUAUUAUCGCAUUUAUUAUCGGCCUUAUUGACCGCAUUAAAUUGCUCAUUUUUUCAGCUUAGUAAAUCGCUUUCUAUGUACUAUCGCUG
Trichobilharzia szidati is the source of this 796-nucleotide messenger RNA. The record is from the annotation of a GenBank genome assembly. Lineage: Eukaryota; Metazoa; Platyhelminthes; Trematoda; Strigeidida; Schistosomatidae.